Molecule: messenger RNA, 1329 nt
Organism: Nicotiana attenuata
Lineage: Eukaryota; Viridiplantae; Streptophyta; Magnoliopsida; Solanales; Solanaceae
Exons: 5
Coding region: 1-1329 (442 amino acids)
Source: RefSeq, a predicted model, not a curated record
AUGCUUACAAUAUCUGCCAACUUUGCAAGUAAGAUAGCCCGUUUCUUUGGUGAAAAGAUAGCUUGUGCUACUCAUAGUGCUGGUUCUUUUAAAGUAACUCCUGUAGGAUCUUUAGCUUUGACUCCUACUUUUAUCUUGGAAAAUGCCCCUUCUCUGAAGAGGACACUGGUUCUUGGUGAUCUGGUUCAAGGAAUUUACAUCGUGCACAAACCCACUAUCAUCUUUACUACUACUGAUUUUGAUUCUCACCUUAUCCCUGCUUCUUUACAAUCUAUAAAUAAUGUCACUAUCCCUGCCCCUUUACAAUCUGCAAGUAAUGCCAUUAUCCCUGAUCCCUUACAUUCUGUAAAUAGUGCGAAUAAGACUUCUAGUUCAACAUGUAAUACAGGCCUAAAUGAUGCAGCUAGGUAUGACACCACAUCCCGUUUUUCUCCUCAUUCUACUUCUACUGUCCCUGUUUCUCCAACUCAUGUUUCUUCUCUACCUCUAGUUACAUCUUCUCCAGCCCCUGCUUCUUCUCCACCUCCAGUCACCUCUUCUCCUAUUCUUGAUCCUCCUUCUUCUAGUUCCCCUUUGAGAAGAUCUUCUAGGACUCAUACUUUCCAAUACUUGCAAGACUAUAUUUGUUAUUCAACCCCUACUUCACCUCUUUCUACACUCACCAACUGUUCCAUUGUUCCUAAUCACUUGGAAGAUGGCACCAUUGAGAGAUUUAAAGCACAACUUGUUCUUAGAGGGGAUACACAACUAGAAUGCAUUGACUAUACCGACACUUUUUCUCCUGCUUUUACUGUAAUUGUAGUAGUUUAUGUUGAUGAUGUGCGUGUGCUUGGUGAUGAUCGUGCUGAAAUUUCUGCUUUAAAAUCCUUUUUUGGAUUCUCAAUUUCGAAUCAAGGAUUUGGGGCACUUACACUACUUUCUGGAAUUAGAAGUGCUUCAAGAGCCAGUGGUGUUCUUAUUACUCAACAUAAGUUUGCUUUAGAUCUCUUAUGUAAGUUUGCAUGCGACAGUAAUGCCUCUGUUUCUACUCCCUUGCCUGCUUCUAUCAAGCUAACUUCUGAUUCUGGUGAUCUCCUAGCUGAUCAUCUUUUAUAUCAGAGGUUGAUUGGUAAGCACUUGUUAUUUGCUGUGCAGUUAUUAAGCAAAUUUAUGCAUUCUCCCAAAACUACUCAUUAUUCUGCUGCCCUCCAUGUCUUGAGGUACAUCAAGGGGAAUCCAGGACAAGGCCUAUUCAUGUCUAAUUCUACUUCGUUUGAGUUGCAGGCUUUUUGUGACUCUAAUUGGCUGCUUGCCAAGAUUCCCGCAUGUCUGUUAGUAGGUUUAUUGUGA